Messenger RNA from Aedes aegypti (yellow fever mosquito), 6924 nucleotides. It is a transcript of the gene stau, whose product is annotated as double-stranded RNA-binding protein Staufen homolog 2. The transcript is spliced from 6 exons. Bases 483 to 3581 code for a protein of 1032 amino acids. NCBI's taxonomy places the organism in Eukaryota, Metazoa, Arthropoda, Insecta, Diptera, Culicidae. The record is from RefSeq and is a predicted model, not a curated record.
GGAAUGGAUUUUAUUUUAGUGCUUAGCGAAAAAACGCCAUCAGCGGAUUAAUCCACUGCUGAGUCCGUCUCGUGUAUUUUUUAGAUUAGUAGAAAAUUUCUUUACUGUUUGCCGACGAUUCUCCUGUGUUUUAUUUUUCAAAUAUAUCGAAUAUGCCGGAAUAAAUGGAAAUAUGAUUGUGUGUUUUGCGCGAAAUGUGAUGUGUUAAAAAGAAAGUGCGUUGAAGUGAAAUCCGAUUUGUGACACGGGAAAGAAAGUGUUUGUAUUUGCGAGAAAGGAAAAGGUCGCGACAAAGUGAUUAAUUAGUGAAACCGAAUUACUGCUGUAAAUCCCGGAGAAAGUGAUAAGUUUACAGAACAACUGUGAAACACUGAACGCCGGACACCAACAGUGCUUUUAGUGAUAGUGCAACACCGGAAAAUCCCAAAACCAUAAAAGUGACUCCCGAACGACGAAGCACUAGUGGGUUUAGCAGGAGCAAGAUGAUUCACGGACAUCCUCCUCAGCCGCCACAGCAGCAACCGCAUCCCCACAUGGGUCAUCCUCCACCGCCAGGGCCCGCCACGCAUCAGAUUCCUCCGCCGCCGCCACAUCUGACCCAUCUUACGAGCGUUCCUCCGCCGAAUGUACCUCCGCAGCAGCAGCAACCACCAUUGCCGCCACCACCACAACAGGGCCGAGAACACCCUGGGCCACGAAUCAACAACCGACAGCACCAUCAUCCACGUGUUCCGGCCGGCGGGGAUCAUCACCAGUCGUCGAUGCCCGGUGGUCCUCACAUGCCAUUGCAGAGCUCUAGGAAACCUCCGUCACAACACUAUGGCGCCGCCAAUGGCAUGGGACCGGGCAGCGGAAUGGGAUCGAAGCACCAGCACCCUGGUGGAAUGGGCGGCCACCCUUCGAAGGCCCUGCCGUACGGUUCCAGCAGUAGCAGUAGCAACAGUAGCCAUCAACACCAUCACCAGCAGCCACACCACCAUCAGCAGCAGCAGCAGCACAAUCACCACAGCCAUCACCACUCGGGGCAUCACAACCCGGCGGCGAUUCCGGUAGUGUCGGCCGCCGGUCCCGGGGCGUCCAAAGCUCGCAUGAUUCCAUCGCAUGAACCCAAAAACAUCCACAACCACAGCAAUACGGCACCAAUAGGUAACACAGCGAAUGCAAUAGUGGUCCAUCAGGCGGACCCAGUCCAACAGCUAUCGGGAGGAAUCUCCUCCUCAACCGCCACUACCACAGUCGGAAGUACCAUCGCCACCCACGGAAGCACCAGCAAUACAACCAAUUCAUCAGCCACGAACAGUGGUAGUCUUCCUCCAAUGGUAACGGGUGGUAGCGGUGGCGGAGGAGGAGGUGUUGGAACUACCGCCAUGGCAGCAACCAAUGCCACCGUAGUGGUUCUGGGCAGCUCUUCCGAUAGCGCCAUCCUGAAAGAUUCAUCUACAACAGUACAGUCACAGUCGCUACUGCUGUCGUCUGUACCAGAAACCUUGGCAAACACUAAAGAGAAAACACCAAUGUGUUUAGUUAAUGAAUUAGCACGUUACAACAAGAUCCAGCACCAGUACCGCCUAACCUGCGAAUCGGGCCCGGCCCACAAAAAACGCUUCACCGUCACGCUCAAGCUGGGCGAUGAAGAAUAUACGGCCGAAGGCCCGAGCAUCAAGAAGGCUCAACACAGUGCUGCCCACGAAGCCAUCGGAGCCACCAAAUAUAAGCAUCCACCGGCCAAAACCAAUCGAGCCAAAGCGGGCGGAAAAACCAACAUCGGUAACAUAACUCCGACGGUCGAAUUGAACGCUUUGGCCAUGAAACGUGGGGAACCAACCGUUUACGAAACGGAACAAGUAGUAGCGGCACCAAAGUAUACCGUUAACAGUCACCCUCCUGGGGCUCCCAAUGCUCCUCCACAGGGUGGAGGUGGCGGUCACAACUUCUUCUCGGCUCCACCUCCUCACUACGGCGGAUACAAUCGUAGUAAUAGCAUGUACAAUGCUCCUCCACCGGGGAGCGUAAGAUACGGUGCUCCACCACCAAGUUCCUUCAACAGACGGAACACCAUGGGUGGAAAACCGGACUACCACAGUCGGGGAUAUUACUACAAUCAGCACGUACCGCCUAUGGCCCCACCCAUACCGGAAGUGUACAAAGUGACCCUCCACGUGGGAGAGCGGACAUUUUUAGGGGAAGGACACACGCUGCAAGCGGCAAGACAUGACGCGGCGGCUCGUGCCCUGGAGGUACUGAAACCGCUGACGCCGGAUACGGCCAAUCCCGUAUCGGACAGUCACAACACAUCGAUCGACAGCGAUGAUCCCAACUCCGAUCUAAAAUCUCCGAUCUCCCUCGUGCACGAAAUGGCACUGAAACGCAAGCUAACGGUCCAGUUCGAAGUUCACGGCGAAAAAGGUCCACCUCACAUGAAGGUUUUCACGACGCUGUGCAAGGUGGGCAGUAUCGUUACCGAAGGCGAAGGCAAUGGGAAAAAGCUUUCCAAAAAGCGAGCCGCAGAAAAGAUGCUGGACGAAUUGCGGAAACUCCCGCCGGCUUCACCGGAGAAGAACACCCGUAUGCUGCUGAAGCAGAAGCGCAAGGUACCGCUGCCGAAGAAAAAGACUCGCAACCUCAUCAAAGAGAAAGGCGACGAAGACCCGACCGGCAUGGUCAAUCCGAUCAGCCGACUGAUGCAGAUCCAACAAGCCCGCAAAGAAAAAGAACCAGUCUACACCCUAGUGGAGGAGCGUGGCGUUGCCCGGCGUCGGGAGUUCAUCAUGGAGGUGUCGGCCAGUGGCAAAUCUGCCACCGGUAUAGGCCCCACCAAGAAGCUAGCCAAAAAAGAAGCGGCCGAAAAUCUGCUGGUGAUGCUGGGGUAUGGCCGGUCGGUUGCUGGUGCGGGAUCACCAAACAAGGAAAACAUGUCGGGCAGUGCAAACGAAGUGGUGGUGAUGGAGAAACCGCCGGCACGGAAGAUCGUGUUCAAUGAGUCGGGAGGCGAGCAGAGGGGAAAGGCUCAACAGCAUGGAGCGGCCGGGCGGCAGAUUGUGCCCGGAGUGUUGCAGUUGAAUUCAGGCAUUGCAAACAAAUCUGCCACCGGAACGCCGCCAAAGGAACACCCCCAGGAAAGCAACGUGUCGAUCGACUCCGGCAACGCUUCUUCGAACGCAACCAUAUCCCCAACAGCCGUCAACUCGUCUAGUACUUCAAAUGUGGCACCUAGUACUGCACAGACACCUGCACCUGCUCCCACCACCCUUAAGAGCAGUUCCAUUGCGGAUGUGGGUCCUAUGAAAAAGCAGCUCAUGUAUCUGGCUCAGCUGUUGAAGUUUGAAGUCAUGUUCUCCGACUUUCCCAAGGGUAAUCACGGUGAGUAUCUCACUUUGGUAACUCUAUCGACGGAACCACCCCAACUGUGCCACGGCAGUGGUGCCAGCUUGGAAGAGUCGCACGACGAGGCGGCUCGCGGUGCGUUGGAAAUUCUCAGCAAGAUCGGAUUGGACAAUGUAAAGCCAAAGGGUAGCAGUUCCGGCGGUAAUGCGGAUGAAAGUAAGUCCAAACCUCCCUUAAGUAACGGGUUGAAGAAUUAAGAAGGUGGGAAAUGGGCGAGAAGGGGAGUUUUUCGGGGUAGACUGAGAAGGUUAAAACUGCCAUGAUGAACAUUGGAAGAGCAUGAGUUUGUCAGAAGGAAACAACGAAACGAACGGUAGCCAUACGGUGCAUUUAAAGUCAUACUGGAGGAUCUAAUUGAAAAAAUCAGGAUUUUCGAUCAAAUGCUAACGCAUUAACUAAACACAUUGAACAACAAGAUCGAAACAGUGCUGGAAGCUAAUUACACACCCACACACACACAUUGCAAGAAGUGGCAAAUUCGCUGUAAGCCACUGGAUCGGUUAAUAGAACCUGUCUAAAGAGUGAGAACGUGCCCUCCUAGGCAGGUUCUAUUAACUUAAAUUUUAGAAACAAAUCUGUCCGCCGGACGGAAACUUUUGGCACGGUUACUACACUGAAGGAAGUGCUUAGUUUCGUGUGUCACAAGUGAAAUGUUAAAACAAUUGAUUACCAUUUACCUAAACGAAACAUACAACUGAAAAAAGAUGUUGGUGAACAAUUGGCAAAGCAAGUAUUACAAACAUUGAAGGUUCUUAAUCAUAUGGAAUCGAUUUAAGCGAUUGGUGGUGCAGAGCGACACUAGAGUGCGAACCGAGGGCAAAUGGAAUGGGUAAAAGUACCAUCAUAAUCGUUCUACUACUGCAUAAUCAUAUGGAUAAUCGAUGAGUUCUGUAACGGUACUCUUGAUCGCUGACUGACGGCGGCCGCGGGGUUAGUGAAGUACCAGAGUCAGUCAGCCGAUCGAAACGCGUUUUUAUAAAAGCUGUAUUGUUUUAAUCGUAGUUUGUGUAUUGUUUAAAAACCUUCAUAUAAAGUAUCAUAGGAAGAAAAUGAGGAGUGGUGGAGAAGGAAAAGUAAUGGAAUGAGUUCCACCUAUGGGCGGUGGACUCAUGCACAAUAAACUUUCGACGUUUGACUGGCUUGAUAUAAGCGCAGGAGGCGCUGGACGUGCGGUACUAGAUUGUUUUGUGGUAAAUUUAGCAGGAGUGAAGUUCAGAAUUGAGCUUCACCAUUGGUACGAAAGGAUUACGAUCGAUCUAUUGCAUUAGACCAAAGUAAAUAGUAAUUUAGGGUCUUAGUUAUGAUUAAUCUAGUACCUCAUUCAAUGGAAUUUUACUGAAGCUGAUAACGUUCGAGAUUUUACUGUAGUCCUUACUAGUAGUAGGCGUUUGUCCAACUGAAAAAUGAAAUGAAAGAGAGCCAAACAUUCGACAAAAUCAAGUUUUGUCAAGUUAGGUUCUAUUGAAACUAUUCUAGUACUUCGUAACAGUUGGACAAGCGCCUUCCCUACAAAUAACAUUAACCACCAAUUAAGCUAAGUGUGUUUCUACUAGUAAUACAUAUAUAUCUGUAAGAAAUAAUGUAUUUUUUCAGUACUACUAUUUCUAUCCAUUCACACAUACACAAUCACACUCACACAAACAAGAAUCCAUAGUUAACUUGAUCAGUUACAAUUCAUUAAUGUAUUUAUUCUACACUCACACAUCAUUUGGCAACGACAGUUGAGGAGCAAUUCUCAACUGUAAAUCUCAACACAAUUUCAAACAUUUCGUAUUCACUACAUAAACAAUAGAGAUAGCACAGCACAUGUAGGUGUCCCCCUCAUACCCCCCGAAGCCAAGCAAAACUCGCAUACACACAGAAUUGUGACAAUGCGUGAGGCAUAACGAAAAAUACAUUCUUUCCCGGAUAUGAAUACUAACAGUAAACAAAAAACAAAAGCAGAAAACAAAGUUACUAACUAACCGUUCACAGAGUAACAGUUAUAAUUACUGAAACAAAAUCUAACCAACCAGCAGAAACACAUUUCUUUGUUCGCAAAAACAAGUAAACAGCAUCUGUAGUACUAGAAUCGAACAAACGCCGUCAGCAGCAAUUAGGCAUAUGGUAAUUGAUGAGAUGAAAAAAACGAGAAUGGAGAUUAAUUUCACCUAACCCUCAGAGAAAAAAACGAGACAAAGAAAAGUAAGACAGAAACAGAAAAUUUGAAACAAUUGCAAAUUGUUACUUUUUACUUUUUACCUACUCGCAAUUCGCUUUUGACGAUUGACCUUCUCCCACGAACCGGAAACGGUGUCUGCAUUUGAAUCAAAGUACUCUACACUGUAGAAAUGGCGAUAGAUCGAAUGACGAUCGAGCAUUUUAUGGUUUGAUUUGGAAUUGAUUGGUCGAGUCGACGAGGUGCAUACAAUCUAGUACUUCUUUGUGAAUCGAUAUUCGAAAUGAUGAUUCGUUUUGGAUCAACAAAGACGAAAUAAAGCCGUUCAUGCUCCUUGUAGUUGGCCAAAAUUUCAUGGCGCGUGAGGUAAUAGAGCAAAAUCUAGGAUAUUGAGGAAAUUGUACUGCAAUCUGUCAAACUUUGGCAUUACAGUACCUCGUUGGGGACCGAAUGUAGUACUAGAAAUGGUGCCAAUUCUAAACCCGAUUAAUGCGUCUUUAUUUUGUCUUUGGUCGAUUCGGAUGAAAUUUGCGUUCUAGUACUUCAUUUCGUAUCUAAGACCAAAUGAAGCGUUCUAUCAAAUAAUAUUUACCUGAACUGUCAGGUAUUUUGCUCGGCUGAUCAUCCAAACAAAACACAACUCUGCUCAAUUCGGUAAAUCACUCUGAAUGAAAAAAACUCAAGGUCAAUCGAAAAAUAGGGGAAUGCCACUUUGGCAGAAAGUCAUUUAAAAAGGAUAAAUGUGAAACAGCUUUAGAAUGAACUUUCGAUUGAAGGCAACUGCUCGAAAUUGAAAUCAUUCUUCGAUCGUGGUUGAAAGCUGAAUCACAAAUGACUUUCGGCCAAAUGGGGCGAAUCCCACAAAAAAAAAACUAUAAGAACCAUUCGAUGAUUAAAAAUUUAAAAUUACUUGUUAUUUUUCGGCGUGUUUCUGUCGUUUGUUUGUUAGGAAAAUUUUCGUUACAACAGGUUGAGAGCAAAAUUAUCGAAUGAUUUUUAUACGUGUGAAAGAACACUCAAACGAAAAAAAAACUACUUAAUCCUCAUACAAAAACCAAAUCACUCGGAAUCACACAAAAACACGGUAGAAAAAUUUGUUUGAUGUUUCUUAAAAAAAAGAAGGAAAUGUUGUUUCUAAAUUAUUUACACGAAACAAAAGAUUAGUGAGGCAAAAAGAAAAACAUUUUAACACAAACACACCUUUAACUUUUCAUAUUCUCGAAAAAAGAAACAUUUUAUCACUUCCAAUUUCGAAUCUGAGUUACAAAGCAAAAACAUAUAUAGUGAGCAAAUUCUAGUUUACGAGAGAUGAUACGAAACUGUGCAACACUUGAACACUGAAAUAAAGGAAGAAAAAAACGAUCCACCUACUCAGAAAGCAG